AAAAGACACCAUGGAUUCUAAUUCACGUGCUAAAACACGUAGAAACUUUUUCUCUCUCAUUUUCUCGCUGACCCUUCUUCACUUACGGAGACUGGCAAUAUACGAGUACUGGCAGUAUAGUACUACUACAUAGCACUUGAAACACGUCCGCUCCGGUCGAGAUCCACGAAGAAAAGAAGAAAACAAGGAAACCCAGACAAGAAGAAAACGCAGGAAUCAAGAAAACGCAGAAAACAAGAAAACGCAGGAAACAAUAAAAACGCAGGAAACAAGAAAGUGCUGGUCCUUUACUUCUUUUGUUUGGGCCUGGGCGUAUUCGUGUUAAAUUACUUUCGGUCGAAGCUAUGCUCAUGUGUUCGUCCUAGGGAUUUUUUAAUGCCAACAAAUCACGAACGUUAAUCAAAGCUGUCGUGUUCAUUUUAGUAUUUUAUUCAAACUUAGUGGAAAGUGCGAACGAUUCACAGAAAAAUUUUUAAUUCGCUAUAAUGAAAGCAACUGAAGAAUAUCGUUCAGUUUUAAUACACGCUUUAAAAUAUUACAAGAAAAUAUCAAUAAAAUAUUGGGAAUUGUAACGAAAUUCGAACAAUCACAUAACCAAUUGUUUUAUGAUAUAUGACUUGUUAUUUAAUACACAAUAUAAUAUUAAUAUCAAUUAUAACGUUAGAUGUUCCCAUGUAACGCUCUUACAUAUUUAUAUUGUCCUGGUGUAUAUUUGUUGUUUAAUGAUGGAACCUUUUGAAUUUCCUAACUAAAUGGCGCUUUGAUCAUCGCAGAUGUUAACUUGAGGUCUUGUUUCUCCUUAAAUAGGGAAUAUAAUACAACCAAUCCCGAUCCAGUAAUUUGAGAAUUAAAUAUCUAGAUUAUGAUUUGUGUAAUUUUUGAACACAAUAAACAAGGAAAUGAUAAAUUAAGGUCACGGGAGAACUCUUUUCUUUUGAUAAAGACAAUAUUGGGUAUAGGUUAAAGUGAAUUACUUGGGUUCUGUUAAUACGAGUUUUUGUUCGUUUUAGAAACGUAAAAUAAAAAAUUGUAGCGCAUGUCACGAGGCGAUAUUGCAGUAUAAGAAUCAUGGCGCAGGCGAUGGUAGGCAUCGAAAACGGAUCUAGCCAUCACAUGGCAUUUUAUCAAAAAGAUAUUGAAGAAGAUCUAUUGUUCUUUACAAAUAUAGAUGAAGCUACAAAAAUAUGGUUAAAUACUUUGCAUGAUAUGUGGAAAUUAUGGAAAAAAUGUGAAGGAGUUACCAAAACAUUAUUUGAUUAUUUUGAUACUGCUCCAAAUCCUUAUCUAAGUACUUUGAGGAUCCUAGUAAAUACAAUAGAUUUUAAACAUGCAAAAAUAGGAUCAUCUCUUGCCUUUACAGUUAUAGAAGAAUUUUCAAAUUGGUUAGUACCUCGAAAGGAUAGCUAUAAAGAAUGUUUGGUUCCUGAUCUCAAAAUAGCAGCUUUUAAAUUGCUCAAUCGUCAAAAAAAUAUGCAACUAAUUAAAAUGGUCUCAGUUACAUAUGAUUUUAUUGAACAUAAAGAAUUGUUUUUGCAAAUGAUUCAGAACAUAAUCAAUGAAAAAAGGUAUAAAGAAGCAGCACAAUAUGCAACUAUGUUAAGAUUGCAAAUGUGUUAUACCGAUCCGGAAAUAUUAUUACUGCCUCUUAUCUUACAAAAUAAAUUAGCAGUCGUAGAAGAUUUUUUAUUUGAAUAUCCAAAUAUACAGAAAAUAUUGGUAACGUACUUGGAUAAUUUAGUGGCACUAGGAAAAAAUAUGGAUAAUAAAUUAGAACAAUAUAUCGAAACAAAUAAUAUACCAGAUGUAAAAAUUGGAACAAUACAAAUACGACCAAUGACAAAAUUAAUAGCGCGUUUUGCUAAGCUAUAUAAUCUUCCACCAGAAUUGUGUCCAAACUUAAAUCGAAGACGGAAUGAAGGUGCAUUACAAUUUCUUAUUCAUAAGCGAUAUGGUGACGGAAGUUUAAAUACUGAAAGUUGGAGAGAAAUGAUAAGGGAAGCUGUAGGACAUGACAUACAAUUACAGUUAGAAACUGUCAAAUCAUUAUCUAUGGUAGGUGAGACAAAAGAAGGCUUAUAUUGGGCUAAAACAUUUAAUAUUCCUAAAGAACAAUGGCCAUGGGCAAUCUCUUUUCAAGCAGAACAGUAUUCUGAUGAAAUAAAUGUGGGCGCUUCUACUAGCAAAGAGGAAAAUUGGAAUCACGAAGAUAGUUCAAUAUGUUAUCAUACUUUAAAAUUACCUAGAGAUACCAUUAAGCUUAUAGAUAGUCCAAGAUUGUUUGAAGAAUUUCUUGAUAAUGGUUUAAGAGGAAUUCAAAUUGUUGGUAUUGAUUCUGAGUGGAAACCAACUUUUGGUACUAAAAAGACCCAAUUGGCUCUAAUACAAAUAGCAACAGAGACAAAUGUGUAUAUACUAGAUGUUAUUACUAUAGGAAAUCAGCAUGAACAUCUUUGGUCAGAAUUCAACUUACUAUUAUUCGAAAAUAAACAUAUCUUAAAACUUGGUUUUGGAAUAGCCAACGACAUAUUGAUGAUACGCGAUUAUAUACCAGCUAUUUCAAAUAUUAAAGUUAAUGGACAGGGUUGUAUAGACGUAUUAUUUUUAUGGAGGAAGCUAGUAGAAGGAUACAAUUUUCAAUUUCCUUAUAAAGGUGAUCAAAAUUUUACAAGUGAAAGUUUGAGCAAGUUGGUUGAAUUAUGCCUUGGAUCAAGAUUAAAUAAAUCAGAUCAGUUUUCCAAUUGGGAACAACGACCACUAAGGGAAAGUCAAAUAAUAUAUGCUGCAUUGGAUGCUUAUUGUCUUUUGGAGAUAUAUACAACUUUAGCUCAAGAAUGUGAACAUACAGAUAUACCAUUUCAAGAUAUUUGUGCAGAGAUACAACACAUUCCACAUAGACAUUUCAAAAAAACUCCAAAAAAAUAUCUAGAUAGAUCAAAUGCAAAAAUGCAAUCAACAUUAUCUAGCGAGAAAAAUAAUUUCCAAAAUGGUAAUAAUUCAAAACAAUUUAAGAAAGUUCUACAAACAUAUCACAAUUCUUCAAACCGUAAAAAUUUCACUAAGCAAGAAAAUAAACAAAAGCAAUAUCAAUUAUAUCCACAAAAUCCUUCUGGCCCUAUACCAGCGCACAGUUGGCGUGCUGUAUGUGAUUCAAUGUUGGGAGGUUUAGCAAGCAAAUUACGUAUGUGUGGAUGUGAUUGCUUAUAUGUAUUAUUUGAUAAAGGAGGAGAACAAUCUGCUAAAUUAGCAGUACAUGAAAAUAGAAUUCUACUUACACAAAGAUUUACACAGUAUCUGCCAUUAGAAAAUUGUUAUAAAGUUAUUUCAAGUACACCUAAUGAACAAUUGCGUGAAGUUUUAAGUCAUUUUUCUGUGAUUGUUACACAAAAGGAUAUAUUAAGUCGAUGUCAAUUUUGCAAUUUUGAUGAAUUUGUUGAAGUUCCAAAAGCUUUAAUGGAUGAACUUGUUAGAAGUUUUAUAAAUAUAACAAAGCAUGAAUUUCACAAUAAUGAACUUGAUCAGCCUUUGUCUGCUGCAAGUCAAUACCCUGAAGAUCUUGAAGAGGUCAAUAAAAUUUAUUUUAAGGAUCAUUUUACUAAACAAAACCAAAACCGUACAUGGCAUCUUAGUACAGGUACUUUAGAUGUUAAAACGUGUACAACUAAAUAUCAUAUGCGAGUACAAAUUGAUAAAGUUCCAUUGAACAUAUUGAGAAAAAUAUUGUUAUUUUACGUCUGUGAACACUGUGGAAAUAUAUAUUGGGAUGGAAUACAUUUGGAGCAAAUUCUUAACGGCGCUAUUCAAGACUUGAUUAUUAAGGAAUAAAUAGCAUAUAUGUUUAAAUGUGAUAGACUCUCGAAGAAUGCUUGAGGACUAAUAUGAAGCACAAAUCAAAAUUGUCCUUAUCGGUUAACAACUUCGAGCCAACGAUAAGUAAUUGUUCCUAGUAUUUACAGCGCCGAUUGUAUAGACGCUUAACUGUCACUGGUACCCUGAUUCAAGUAUAUUGUUUAUAUGUGAAAAAAAAAAGAGAACAAUACUGUCACAUAGAAAUAUACCGUUACCGUUCUUCCUCGCGUUUAUAAAUCGUUUUAAUAUGAAUGAAUGUUUUACUUCCAUUUUUUUUUUAUUAUGUAUAAUUGCACCUUUGUCUUUAAAGACCCCAGUUUUAUCAUUACUGAUUAAUCAGUUACUGCAAUAGUGUAAGAAUUGAAAAUAUGAAGUGUUGAAUAGAUUAUAAUAAUAUAACUCAUAUGCAAAUAUAUGUUGUACUUCUGUGUUAUUGAAGAAUUUGUAAUAUAUUUGAAGGAUAUUAUUUGAAAAAUUCUAAUGACUACUGUUUAAUAGUAAUCGUUAUUUAUUCUAUUAUUCUCCACAAUUUACAUGUUAUAAAUUGGUGCAAUAAGUAUCUUUACAAUAGGUCAUACUGGGGUCUUGAAUACGACAUAGGAUAAAGAAAUGCUUUAUUAAGAGAAAUAUUGUAGUUACAUAUAUAAUGUAAUUGCUCAUAAACACUUUUUUUAAUCUUAUGUAAUAAAAUAACUAAAUAGGGCAUAUAAGAAAUUCUAUAUGCGCAUUCUUGUGUCUUUGUAUGUUAAACAAUACUUUCUUCUAAUUUGUUAUUAGAUAAUGUAAAUUUAUUGAAGUACAAGGUAAUGUGAUUUUGAUUUAUAACACAAAAUAUAUUUUAGUUACUGAAAUAAUAUAUAGUGUAUUGUACAUGUAUUGUACAAAUUCAACGUGUAUUUAUAUUUUUCAUCGAUUAAAAAAAAAUUAAAGUGCGAUAAAAAAUUUGGAAUGUACUUUAUAUUGUUCAUAGAGUUAUUGUACC
Messenger RNA from Vespa crabro (European hornet), 4828 nucleotides. It is a transcript of the gene Nbr, whose product is annotated as exonuclease mut-7 homolog. Lineage: Eukaryota; Metazoa; Arthropoda; Insecta; Hymenoptera; Vespidae. Gene Ontology annotation, molecular function: 3'-5' exonuclease activity; nucleic acid binding. Gene Ontology annotation, biological process: nucleobase-containing compound metabolic process. The record is from RefSeq and is a predicted model, not a curated record. Bases 1069 to 3822 code for a protein of 917 amino acids. The transcript is spliced from 14 exons.